This is a messenger RNA of Drepanopeziza brunnea f. sp. 'multigermtubi' MB_m1, 990 nucleotides long. Lineage: Eukaryota; Fungi; Ascomycota; Leotiomycetes; Helotiales; Drepanopezizaceae. The record is from RefSeq and is a predicted model, not a curated record.
AUGGCGUCCAACGACUCUCCCGCUUUCCAAGCCACGAACCUAGUAUCCCGUACUUCAAAGCCCCAUCGUAUCUUGCGGUUACCAGGUGACGGUGUAGGCCCAGAAAUGGCAGACGAAGCAAUCACGAUUCUGUCGCUGUGCAGCAUCGAUGCUCACGGUACACCUUCAACAGACAAUAUCCUGCAACUCGCCAAGAGCAGCGAUGCCAUCCUCUUUAGCGCUAUCGGUGGCCCAAAAUGGCGAGAGUACAUAUUGGUGACGAACGCAAACAGGGGCGCCGGCGCCAUCAGACCCGAAGCAGGCCUCCUCACCCUGCUCUCUCUCUUCGCCAUCCUCUGUCCCUGGAAGCUUCCCUCCACCUCGCUCACCGGCAUCUCUGCGCUUCGCUCCGAAAUAAUCUUUGGAAUUGACUUCGUCAUCGUCCGCGAGGAUUGCGGCAGCGCCUACUUCGGUCAGAAGGUGGAAGAGGAGGACUCUGCAAUCGAUCCCUGGGCCUACUCACGUGCUGAGAUUGAGCGCGUGGCGAGGGUGGCUGCAAAGCUGGCUUGCGCUAUGGGCAGAGAGAAAUCCAGAGUUAAGUACUGCGACGAAGCGAACGUCUUGGCGAGUAGUCGUCUAUGGAGGAAGGUCGUCACACAGCUGUAUGAGAAUGAGUUUUCAGAUAUCAAGUUGAGCCAUCAGUUAGCGGACUCGGCGGCGAUGCUGAUGAUGAAGGCGCCGACGAGCUUCAACGGGGUUGUGGUGACGGAGAACACGUUCGGAGACAUCCUGAGUGAUGUGGCGAGCGUGGUGCCGGGGAGCUUGGGACUGUUGCCGAGUGCGAGUUUGGGCGGGUGGCUGGGCGGAGGGGAGAAAGGUAAGUUGAUGGGGUUGUAUGAGGCGGUUCAUAGGAGUGUGCCGGGCAUUGCUGGGAAGGGGAUUGUGAAUCCGGCGGCGAUGAUUCUGUCGGUCGCUAUGAUCCUGAAGUACUCGUUUGGGAUGAUGGAGUAG